Molecule: messenger RNA, 4424 nt
Organism: Centropristis striata (black sea bass)
Lineage: Eukaryota; Metazoa; Chordata; Actinopteri; Perciformes; Serranidae
Product: sterile alpha motif domain-containing protein 3-like
Exons: 6
Coding region: 2787-4358 (523 amino acids)
Source: RefSeq, a predicted model, not a curated record
UACAUCCGCCAUUAUCCUGUUGAUUGCACAUGGAGAAACACACCCUGGACACAUCCACAGCCAUCCUCCAAAUAGAGAUAUGAAUGUGGUCUUGUAAAGACUGUGGGACAACUGUAUCAACAAGAGUCCAUCUACUAAAACACUACAGGUUAGCUCAUGGCAAUUUUGGCCGCAGGUACCCAUACCCAUGCACUUAUUCUGAUUGUCCGUGUGUAUUCAAAACUUGGAAUGCUCUUCAUAGUCAUUUAAGCAGGUCACAUAUUAAUCAAAGUGUUGAAAAAUGUGUUACUUCAGCUACAUUUAACUGUCAGUUGUGUACAAGCACCUGCAUAGGAUCAGCACAAGAGUAUUUUAGUCACAUAUAUAACCAUCUCAAGAGCCAUGAAACGGUGAAUUGUAUGUUUCAGGGCUGCUGUUUCCAGACAAAUAUUUAUGGUACUUUCAAGUCCCACAGAAAUAGAAAACACACUCCAUAUUCUCUUCAAGAUUUUAAAGUAGGUAUUGUAAACACUAGUGAAGCAGAACAUUUAGCAGAAGGUGACAUUGGUAAUUCAGCUCAUAGUGGGGAGUGUGAUGUUGAUUCUGAUAGUGAUAUAGAAACUGAAACAAAAGAACAACAUUUAUCUAAGACUAUAGAACUGAAAUUAGCAUCUCUUUUACUAAAACUUGAAAACUAUUUCCAUGUUCCACGCACAGCAAUAGAUGAACUGCUUGCUGAAUUGCAUUAUUUGAUAGGAUCUGCGUCUGUGCCCAUAUCAAACGAAGCAAUCCAAGAAACAUUGACAAAUCACAAUAUCUCUGUGGACCAGAUAGUAAUUAAAGAAUUGACCACUGCAUUAUCUUCAUGUAAUCCUUUGUUAAAAGGUAUAGAAAAGGAUGGCCCACUAGCCACAGCUCAUAAACGCAGCAAGUAUUAUAAAGAAAAUUUUGAUAUAAUCGAUCCAGUAGAGUACAUACUUGACGCAAAAACAAGACGAACCUUCCAGUAUAUUCCUGUUCUGAAAACCUUAGAGCAGUUACUCAAACAGAAAGAUAUACUUCGUAAAGUUGUUGAUAGUCAUUCAGACCAGCAUUCUGUACAUGGGGAGUAUAGAUGUUAUCAAGAUGGUUGUCACUUUAAAAAUAAUGAGUUUCUUGCAGGUGAGGAAUUAAGACUGUCGUUGUGCCUUUACAUAGAUGACUUCGAGAUCUGUAACCCUCUAGGGACGUCGCGAAAAAAACAUAAACUUUGUGGGGUUUAUUGGAUUUUAGGGAAUUUGCUGCCAGUUUGUCAGUCAUCAUUGAACUCAAUUUAUCUUGCAUUACUUUGUAAAAGUGAAGAUGUAAAAACAUUUGGCUAUAAAAAAAUAUUUGAGCCCUUUCUGCAUGAUAUUGUUAAAUUAGAGCAACAGGGGGUUUUCAUUGAUCAUCUAGGAACAUUCAUCAGAGGUACUGUUCAGUGUGUAGUCGCUGAUAACCUUGGAGCUCAUGGAUUAGCUGGAUUUGUGGAGAGUUUUUCUGGAGAUUUUGUCUGUCGGUUUUGUACUGCUACACGCAGUGAAAUUCAGUCACAGGAGGUCAAAGAGGGUGGCUUCAUUCUCAGAACUAAAGAGCUUCAUCAUACACAUGUAGCAAGUGCAUGUGAACAAGGUAAACCCUGUUUUGGAGUCAAAACUACAUGUGCUUUAGCUGAGAGCCUUUCGUUCUUUGAGGUUACGGCAGGUUUCCCCCCAGAUCUUGCUCAUGACCUUUUUGAGGGGAUAGUACCCAUUGAACUUGCUCAGUGCUUUGGAUUGUUGUUAGCCAAGAAGUACUUCACUUUUGAUGGUUUAAAUGAACUAAUUCAGGCUUUCCCAUACAAGUGGGGGGAUAAAACAAACCGUCCUCAAAUAUUGCCACGUGCUUUCCAAAGAAAAAAAAAUAUUGGUGGCAACUCACAUGAGAACUGGUGUCUAUUAAGACUACUACCACUGAUUGUUGGAAAACUAAUUCCAGAAGAUGAACCAGCUUGGCAGCUUAUAUUAGAUUUGAAGGAUAUUGUUGAUCUGGUUGUUUGCCCUGUACAUACAAAUGAGUCAAUUGCAUACUUGGAGACUAAAAUAUCAGAGCACAGAUACAAGUAUUGCACACUUUUCCCAGAAAGAAAAAUUCUACCAAAACAACACUACCUGGAACACUAUCCAGCUCUGAUCCUCCUCUUUGGUCCACUAGUUUCUUUCUGGACUCUGAGGUUUGAGUCGAAGCACAGUUAUUUUAAACAAGUUGUGAGGCAUACCAACUGUUUUAAAAACAUAACAUUGUCUUUGGCCACUAAACAUCAGCUCAUGAAUGGCCAUAGUAUGUUUUCAUCAAGCUGUGAAAAAAACUCUCUCGAGGUUACACGAGUCUCAACAGUCCCUCUUGAUGUCCUUAAAGAAGAGGUAGCAGUUAGCCUCCAUCAGAAGUACCCUGAUCUUACUGUUGUUAAUCUAGCACAGAAUGUAUCUGCUGAUGGCAUCAACUUCAGAAGUGGCAUGAUAAUAGUGCAUGGAUUUGUUGGUGGACUGCCAGACUUUGCCGAAAUUGUGCAGAUGUGUGUUUUAAAAGAUGGGCUUGCCUUCAUAGUAAAAAAAUUAAGCUCAUGGUACAGAGAACACUACAGAUCCUUCGAGUUGGAUCCUUCUCCAAGGGAUGUUUGUGUGAUUGAACUGAGUCAACUUGUGGAUCGUUACCCCCUCUGUGAUUACAAAGUUGGCACUCUCCGGAUGGUUACUUUGAAAAGAUACAUACAUUCUUCAGAGUAGGAGUCUGAUUUAAAGGUACACACGAUGUCUACUCCAGCAAAGCUUCGGAUUGUCCUUGGAGCAGAUAACUGUGUGAAGCUCACUUUGACCUCUGGAAUCCCGGACUCUGUGGACAGUCUUAAAUUUGAGAUUCAAAAACAGUGUGGAAUUGAAGGAGAGUUCAGACUGCAGUACAUGGACAAUGAUUUUGACCAGUUUAUGAACCUUACUUCAACAACAGAUAUCCAAGACAAAGGAACAGUAAAAGUGAUUGUACCAAGUGAGCAGUCAACACAGGCACCCAGUCAUAUGCCAUUCACACCUUUUCAGGGGAUGGAUGAUUCCUCUGCAGACACUGACAUACUUUCAUCCUCUGAGUCAACCACUUCAACCUCAUCUCCAACCUCGUCACUAAGAAGCCAAGGCUGGCCACGCAGCUUCCCUGUUCCUCCGUUCUCCUAUGAAGUUGAGAUGCAGCUGUCAGAGGCAAACCAGCAAUUCCUUGCUGAAGGCAAGCGUAUGAACCCUAGUUUCAAAGUCAGGUCAGACAUUUUACAGGCCUUGGCUUCUGAAAUAAUGAAAUACACAACAGGAUACCCUACCUCUGCACAAUUAGAUGAUGUUGCUGAAGCUUUGAUCAGAAAACAUCCAUGCUUAAAGGAACAGGGCUCUGCUACUGGAUACUACGGUUGGAAAAUCAGCUUGAAAUUCAAAAUGGGCAACUACCGUACUAAGCUUAGGAGCUUAGGAUGCCCAGAAAUUAGCAUUAACUCCAUGAGAAACAGACAGCCUAGUAACUUGUCAAGUCCUAACCAAGUUAAGAAACCCAGGCGAGCCGAGGUAAAUUUCUGCCCUCAAUAUCCAGUUGGAGAAGACAGAGAGAGUCUUGAGAAGGAACGCAUGGAACUGCUAUCUGAGAUCAAGAAAAGGAACAACCAUCAGGUGAUAAAAGAGAAAAUGGAGAAAACCUUUGCUCAUCGGCGGUAUGAAGUGGUUCAAAGCAUGCCCUUCAUCGCAGAAUUCAAAAGUAGAUGGCCGGCUCUUUUUACAGAACAUGAGGUAAGCGCUGAGUUCAUGCGGAUAACCACCAUCCCACUCAUCCCAAAGUUUAUGUCGCAGCUGGACCACUACUAUGACAAGUUGACUAGAGUGCUCCGAAAGAAAGGAGGAGCAGCAGGUCGCAGAAUAACAGACAUUAUGGCUGUUAUUGACCAGAACGACUCCAUCGAAACAAGGAGAGCUUGCAGCCUCCAAGCAGUAGCUUUGUAUCUCAAUGAAGACCCCAAAGAGCUAGUGAAGGAAUACGGAAGUGAGACACCUGAUGAAACCCAGAGAGAAUUGGACCGGACGGUCAUCGGCAUCUAUGUGAUAAAACAUCCAAGUGCAGAACUUCCAGAAGAUGUGGGCAUCAUCGUUGAAGGUGUACAGGUGCUCUCUGACAUCAAAGAUGUCGCCACUGCUUGUGCCUUACUGUUCGGUACCAUCUACGACCUGAACCUGAGCUAUCCAACUGACCUCAGGUACACGUUUGAAUUCAUUCAAAAGAUCCUGAUGGAGCUUGAUACACACAGGCUUUCAACCAAAAUCCAGGUACUCAAAAACAAACUGCUGGAAUGAAUGCAUGAAGCUGUGACAGUGUUGUGACCUGGAGGCUAUUUAUUACUAAUCCGUGUAUCAUUCGUU